GCGUCUGUAACGUUGAAAGGACAGAAAUGAUUGCAAUGGAAAGUUGUUUCCGUGAAUUGGAUUUUGAUCUGUGAUUUGACUAGUUUGUCAUCGGUGAUGCAAAUACGGAGUGGUGGUUUGUUAAGGAUGUUACAAACUUGGAUGCACUUAUAAAUUGAAUAAUUUAUAUUUUGUGUAUUGUUCGAAUCUCAAAGGUUUGGAUUUCAGUUCUUAGAAUGUCACUCAGCGUCAAGAAUACGAGAACAUGUGGCAUUAAUUUGUUAUCUGAGCUGUCAAAAUAUUUUGGGCAUCCGCAAUUUAAAAGUGAUUUGCAGAGACAGGCUACUGAAGCAGUACUAAGAAGAAAUCAAGAUGUGUUUAUAUCAAUGCCAACAGGAUCAGGGAAGUCCUUAUGCUUUCAGCUUCCAGCAGUCCUUCAACAAAAUAAAGUGGCUAUUGUUUUUUCACCCUUGCUGGCUUUAAUAAAGGAUCAAAUUGAUCAUCUCCAUGAACGGAAGAUUAUUGCUUGUUCCAUCAACUCUAAAAUGAGUACCAAGGAAAGAAUUCAAGUGAUAAAUGAUCUGAAAUGCAAAUGUCCGCGUACUCAGCUUCUUUAUGUUACUCCAGAACAAGCCAAUACACACACAUUCAAGGUCCUAAUAGAUGAGCUUUACAACUUCAGCAAGCUGUCUUACAUCAUUGUGGAUGAAGCUCAUUGUGUUAGUCAGUGGGGUCAUGAUUUCAGACCACAUUACUUGAAAUUAGGCAAGCUUCGGAGCAAAUACAAGGAUAUUCCAUGGGUAGCUUUGACUGCCACUGCAAGUACUGAGGUUGUUGUUGACAUCAUUAAGCAUUUGCAGCUACAGAAACCAGUUGGGAAAUACAAAUUCCCAUGCUACCGUUCAAAUUUGUUUUAUGAUGUUGUAUUUCAAAAUGCAAUGGCAAACCCAUUUGAAGAUUUGAAGGAUUUCAUCCAUGAUCAGCUCAGUGAUGAUCCUGAGGUAGAAAAACAGAGAAACAGAGGUUGUGGAAUAAUUUAUUGUCGCACUAGAGACGCUACAGAAGAAGUAGCAAGGUACCUGACUCUUAAAGGUGUGCGGACAAUAGCAUAUCAUGCAGGAUUGCGUAUAAAGGAAAGGAUACAAAUACAGGAGGACUGGAUGGCUGGAAAGUAUCCAGUAAUAAGUGCUACUGUUAGUUUUGGGAUGGGUGUCGAUAAAAGCUCUGUGAGAUUCGUUGUCCACUGGUGUGUACCACAGAAUAUGGCGUCCUAUUACCAAGAAUCUGGACGUGCAGGUCGAGAUGGGAAGCCAUCUCAUUGUCGGAUAUAUUAUUCCAAGAAAGAAAGGGAGACUGUGAAUUUUCUUCUUCAAAAGAAUAUAAAAACUGCCAAGACACCUUCCGGUACAGAGAAAGCAACCUAUGCUUAUAAGGGUUUUAAAAAGAUGGUGGAGUACUGUGAAGAAGUAAAAUGCAGGCAUUGUAGUUUUGCUACUUUUUUUGGUGAUGAACCUCCUCCCUGUAAGACACAGAAGCAAUGUGAUGUAUGCAAAAAUCCGAGGAAUGUUGAAAAAUAUAUUGAAGAGUUCUACAAAAAUUUGUCUAACGGUACUAUCCUCAUGCUGAGAGGUGAUGGAGCAGAUCUGUAUGGUGAAGGAAGGCGGGGCGCAAAGAGAGAAGCUGAAUAUUAUGAGUCAGAAGAGAAAGAGCGACAUGAAAAAAAGGCAAAAAAACAAUUGCAAGAUUUAAUCCAGAAGCAGUUUUCCCUGCGCCGUAAAUCAUCUUGUCAAGAGAAUGAGGAGACUUCAGCAAAAUACUCCAGGGUUCGUGCAGCUGACAGUACAGGAGUCAAAGUCAAUGGAUUGACAGUUAGUGUACGAGAAUCCUACUUAAGUCUGUUGGUUGAGAAUCUGAAGAAAAACUAUGAACGGUGUCACAUGGUAGAUCCUUCUCAGCAUUCUCUUUCCACCGCUGAUAUAGAAAUAUGUGCCAUUGACAUGGAGUAUGAAGCUUUUACAUCCAACAAGGUAGCAAGUUUAUACCGAAGAGUGAUAGUGAAAUUGAUAGCCGAUAUUAAAAAGGAUAUAGAAUUAAUGUCACUUUAUCAGAAGCUGAAGGAAUUCAAACCCAGAGGAAACCUAUCACUGCAUGAUGCAGUGGCUCAGGUGAAGAGUAACCUUAAAAAUGGGGAUGAGAACAAGAACAAGUUGAUGGAAAUUGUACCUGCAUCUCAACUUCUUACUAAGAAUGAUACUCAUAGAUCAAAACAAGUGCUUAAUAAGGUGGCAAAGAAUAAAAGAUGUCCUAGAAAAAUAUCAAGUUUAAAUGUGGAUUCUUUGUCACAGCAGUGUAUAGAAUCUUAUUUCAAAAAGGUUGAAUCUGGUUGUUCAGAAGUUGAUAGUGGGAAGUCUACUGAAGAAAGUACAUUGACUGAUUACAAGGAGAGUGAUGGUUCUAGUAAUAUUAGCUCAAGUGAAAGCAGUAGUAGACAGUCUCUUCGAAACAUUCCUUUCAUGGCAGAAGAUGUGGAUGGUUCCGACUCUACACAAGAAUUUGACUGUGAAGAAUACAAUGAAGAGGAAAUAUUGAACAGUGAUGAUGAAAUUGAAUUCGUACGAGAAUCCUACUUAAGUCUGUUGGUUGAGAAUCUGAAGAAAAACUAUGAACGGUGUCACAUGGUAGAUCCUUCUCAGCAUUCUCUUUCCACCGCUGAUAUAGAAAUAUGUGCCAUUGACAUGGAGUAUGAAGCUUUUACAUCCAACAAGGUAGCAAGUUUAUACCGAAGAGUGAUAGUGAAAUUGAUAGCCGAUAUUAAAAAGGAUAUAGAAUUAAUGUCACUUUAUCAGAAGCUGAAGGAAUUCAAACCCAGAGGAAACCUAUCACUGCAUGAUGCAGUGGCUCAGGUGAAGAGUAACCUUAAAAAUGGGGAUGAGAACAAGAACAAGUUGAUGGAAAUUGUACCUGCAUCUCAACUUCUUACUAAGAAUGAUACUCAUAGAUCAAAACAAGUGCUUAAUAAGGUGGCAAAGAAUAAAAGAUGUCCUAGAAAAAUAUCAAGUUUAAAUGUGGAUUCUUUGUCACAGCAGUGUAUAGAAUCUUAUUUCAAAAAGGUUGAAUCUGGUUGUUCAGAAGUUGAUAGUGGGAAGUCUACUGAAGAAAGUACAUUGACUGAUUACAAGGAGAGUGAUGGUUCUAGUAAUAUUAGCUCAAGUGAAAGCAGUAGUAGACAGUCUCUUCGAAACAUUCCUUUCAUGGCAGAAGAUGUGGAUGGUUCCGACUCUACACAAGAAUUUGACUCUCUAGAAGGUGAAAUUGUAGAUAAUGAAAUGGGUAUAAUAUGUCAGAGUUUAUCACAGGAUAAUGAGUAUUUAAAUAGGACUGUAGUGAAAACAGAAGUAUGUAUGAAUAUUGAACAUAAAAAUAAUGGUGAUAUGUGUUUGGUUAAGAAAGAGAUGACAGCUGACCUUUCCAGAGUUAAAAUAGAAAAUUCUUGCAUGACAUCAAGAGAAGGAUAUAAUCAGCCACUGUACACUGAAUCUUGUAACUUUAGAGUGAAACAAGAAAAACAAAUCUCUCAUGUUGUGGCUGCUGUGAAGACUAAUCAUGGGAAGGAAACCAUGACAGAGAAUUGUAAACAGACAGAGAAGAAGAGGAAACAAUCACAGGGCCUGCUUGGAGAUAAGAGUGAUGAUGAAAUGUGUCUAGAAUUGGUGCUUGGUGAUCAGAGAGGUUCUAAGCACAAUAACUUAUCCUUAAGUGUUUCACUUAAACCAGAAAGAGACAGUAGUUUAACACAUGACAAGGUACAGACAAAUAAAAUGGAUAAAUUGUCAUUCCCUUUGAAGAAUACAAGUAAUAACUAUAAUAUUAAGGAAGUGUGUGAAGUGCAGGAAGUUACAUUCACACCUGUGAACAAAAGUUCAAAAUAUCAUAAUGUACAAAACACUUCAGAACAUCUCAAGGAUAAGCAGGAUGAUAUGCAAAGCAAUGAUAAUGAUACUGCCAAAGUGAGUAGGCAGAUUGUAGCAGACACUGUGGUAAAACAUCUUAUGCCAUUCUACAAGGAGAAGAGGAUAGCGUCAAGGGAUUUGUUCAAAUUGUUAGCCCGGCAACUGGCGCAACACUUACUUGAACACUGUAGAACAGAUGAAGCAACUGUGAAGAAGUUUGUUGAUGUUUUCUUUAAGACCCACAAAACUGUCAGCACUGAAUCAGAUGUGUGUAUUCCACUUGAGAAGUAAAAGGUUCACUUAAUUGGAUUAAUGGCAUUGCAUUCUUAGAA
Zootermopsis nevadensis is the source of this 4261-nucleotide messenger RNA. Lineage: Eukaryota; Metazoa; Arthropoda; Insecta; Blattodea; Termopsidae. The record is from RefSeq and is a predicted model, not a curated record.